This is a messenger RNA of Fusarium keratoplasticum, 882 nucleotides long. RefSeq lists its product as uncharacterized. The record is from RefSeq and is a predicted model, not a curated record. Bases 1 to 882 code for a protein of 293 amino acids. Lineage: Eukaryota; Fungi; Ascomycota; Sordariomycetes; Hypocreales; Nectriaceae. The transcript has 2 exons.
AUGGCCUCCAGGAUGGGCCCCAGGAGCGUCAAGGACGCAACCCGCUUCACGUCCACCAUCCCCCACGCAACCUCAAAGACGGCCACUGGCGGGUCCGCCGUUGCGCCCAAGGUGCCGCGCAUCCCAGGCGAGACGCCCGAGCAACGCGUGAGGAGGUUGCGGCAGGCGCAUCUCGCUGCGCAAAAGGCGCAGAUCAGCAAGACGGACAAGUUCAUCGACGCCUCCCGGAGGUUCCUCGAUGUUGCGCACCGGUGGACCGUCGGAGGCAUCGUGAUAUUCACAGCCGUCGCCGGUGUCGUCUCCAUCUACUCCGUAUGGGACAUGCUCCGAUAUAACCGCGCCCGCCGCGCCGAGUGGGUCGAGGCCCAGAAGCAACUCGAAGCCGACGAGCUCGCCAGCGCCCGUCUAGCCUACCUCAAGGGUGAGGCCACAGAGGAGCAGAUCCUCCUCGUCGAGGAGGCCAACCGCGAGGCCGAGGCCAAGGGCGAGAAGCUACCACCCCUGCUGGCCGCCCCCUCGCACCGCACACAUUUUGAGGAGAACAUCAAGCCCGCCCUCGAGGGCAGCAAGAAGGAGGAUGAGCCUGCAAAGGCGGGGGGCAAGGGUGUCCUGGGUCUCUUUUCCAGCAAGCUCAGCCGUGAGGAGGAGGGUGAGCAAGUGGGUUCGUCACAGGAGCGCCUGGGCUAUGAGAGCCUGAGCGAAGAGGACGAUGCCACAGGCGUACGAGACAGCGAUCUGGUGCGCUCGAUCGAAGCCAAGGCACAGCAAGCCUGGGAGAAGGAGAAGGAGAACCAAAGGAGGGGUGGCAGCCUGGACCAGCUAGGUCUCGAGACGGCGGGAGGCCCAUCCUCUCAGAAGAAGUCCUGGUGGAAGUUUUGGUGA